Ricinus communis (castor bean) is the source of this 4891-nucleotide messenger RNA. RefSeq names its product putative phospholipid-transporting ATPase 9. The record is from RefSeq and is a predicted model, not a curated record. Lineage: Eukaryota; Viridiplantae; Streptophyta; Magnoliopsida; Malpighiales; Euphorbiaceae. The transcript has 11 exons. Gene Ontology annotation, cellular component: plasma membrane. Gene Ontology annotation, biological process: phospholipid translocation. Bases 965 to 4528 code for a protein of 1187 amino acids. Gene Ontology annotation, molecular function: ATPase-coupled intramembrane lipid carrier activity; ATP binding; magnesium ion binding.
GUUGCGCCAUCUCUACUGCUUUGUUCUUCUUCUCCUCCUCCUCCUCUUUCUUACUUAUUUCCUCUCCAAGAAAAGUUCAAAAACUGACUUCUUUUUUUAUUAUUAAUUUUAUUUUUAGUCCUAUGAUAAUAAUUGCACGUUCACAUUCUGGUCUAUUUAUUAUGGUCUUCAACAGCACUUCUCAAUUUCAUUUCAAAACUUACAAACUCUGUUUUGCGUUCUUGUCUGCAAGGCGGAGAUUGCACUGUCUUCCUCUGAGUUGUUAUAAAUAAAACUAAACUCUUACCUAUUUUGUUCACUCCUUUUCUUGUCUGAUCACCUGUUCCUCUGUUUUAACCUUCAAAAUUUCUAAACUUCUUACCUGUUUUCCCCCUUCUCAUUCUUGUUACUGUUAGCAAAUUCCUUCUCUUUUCAAUUUUCUGUUUCUGGGUUUUUGAUUUUUGUGCCGUUUGGCCUCUUGGGUUUUAGCUGUUUUCGGGUUUCUGUAUUUUACAGUCAGCUAUUCCCUCUUUAAUCUUUGGUGUCUUUCUGGGUAUUUGUACUUUUCUUUUUGACUAUUUUGGUUUUGGUGAUUCUGGGUUCUUUCUCUUCAAAGGUGCAAACUUCAAUUCUUGUUCUUUUGAUAUUUAUUGGAACAGGUUCUGCUUUGGGUGUCUUUUGCUAACUUGUUUCUUCAAAAGCAGCUGCAUUAAUCAGCUUAAAUUUACCUUCAAGAAAGUGCAAAAAGAAAAUAUAAAAUAAAAGGGAAGUAGUGUGUUACCGUCAGCAGAAUUCAGUAAUUGACAGUUGGGAAUCUUUACAAAUUAUUACAUUACUGAAAGGUUGUGUCCAUUGCUUGUGAGUUAUAUUUCCUUUUUCAGAAGAAGCUGCAUUUAUCAGUUGCCAAUUUGCUCUCUCAAAAAAGACAACACCAAAGUUGUGUUCUUUAAACAUUAAAUAAAGAGCAUCAAAGAGUUAAAAAAUAAUGGCUGGUGGCAGAAGGAGGAAAUUACGUCUUAGCAAGAUCUACUCAUUUGGAUGUGGCAAGUCAUCAUUUCAAGAAGACCAUUCACAGAUAGGGGGACCAGGGUUUUCAAGGAUUGUUGUUUGCAAUGAACCUGACAGUUUGGAAGCUGGGAUUAGAAAUUACACCGAUAAUUAUGUCAGGACUACUAAGUAUACUCCUGCUUCUUUCUUGCCUAAAUCAUUGUUUGAGCAGUUUAGAAGAGUUGCAAACUUUUACUUCUUGGUUAGUGGGAUAUUAUCUUUCACUCCUCUGUCUCCUUAUGGAGCUAUCAGUGCUAUUAUCCCUCUCGUCUUUGUUGUUGGAGCUACCAUGGUUAAGGAAUUAAUUGAAGAUUUGAAGAGAAAGCAGCAGGAUAUCGAGAUGAAUAAUAGAAAAGUUAAAGUGCAUCGAGGUGAUGGUGUUUUCAAGCAUACAGAAUGGAAGAAUCUGAGAGUGGGAGAUAUAGUGAAGGUGGAGAAGGAUCAAUUCUUUCCAGCAGACCUUCUUUUGCUUUCCUCUAGUUAUGAUGACGCAGUCUGCUAUGUUGAGACCAUGAACCUUGAUGGAGAGACAAAUUUGAAAGCAAAACAGGCAUUGGAGACAACUGCUGACUUACAUGAGGAUUCAAACUAUAAGGAUUUCAAGGCUACUGUCAAAUGUGAAGAUCCAAAUGCAAAUUUGUACGCCUUUAUUGGAACAUUGGAUUUUGAAGAAAACCAGUAUCCACUCAGUCCUCAACAGCUUCUCCUUAGAGACUCAAAACUUAGAAAUACAGAUUAUGUAUUUGGGGUAGUUGUCUUCACUGGACAUGAUACAAAGGUUAUGCAAAAUUCUACAGCUCCUCCUUCAAAGAGAAGCAGAAUUGAAAGGAAGAUGGAUCUAAUUGUCUACGUCUUGUUGAGUUUUGUAUUUACAAUGGCACUCGUUGGAUCUAUUGUGUUUGGUGUUGAAACUGAAAACGACCUAGACGGAAAUGACAGGAUGAAAAGGUGGUAUCUCAGACCUGAUGAUUCUACAGUUUACUUCGACCCAAAAGAAUCAUCAACUGCAGCUUUUCUUCACUUUCUGACUGCUUUAUUGCUAUAUACCUACUUCAUCCCCAUCUCUUUAUAUGUGUCAGUAGAAGUUGUUAAAGUUCUUCAAACCAUUUUCAUCAAUCGAGAUAUUCAAAUGUAUCAUGAGGAGACUGACAAACCAGCACAUGCCCGUACCUCAAAUUUGACUGAGGAACUUGGGCAAGUGGACACAAUACUUUCUGACAAGACUGGAACAUUGACAUGCAAUUCCAUGGAGUUCAUCAAGUGUACUGUGGCUGGGACAGCUUAUGGCCGUAGUGUUACAGAAGUUGAGAGGGCUAUGGAUAGAAGAAAAGGUACUGGAGAGGUUCAAGAAGUAAAUGGUCGGGAUCAUAGCAAGGAUUCUUCUAAGAAUAAAAAACCACCUGUUAAAGGCUUUAAUUUUGAAGAUGAAAGGAUUAUGGAUGGAAACUGGAUUCAUGAGCCUAAUGCUCGUGUUAUACAACAGUUUUUACGUUUGUUGGCAGUCUGUCACACUGCUAUAGCUGAUGAGGAUGAAAAUACUGGGAAGGUUUCAUAUGAAGCUGAAUCACCAGAUGAAGCAGCAUUUGUGAUUGCAGCAAGAGAACUUGGUUUUGAAUUCUGCAACAGGACUCAAACAGGUGUCACAGUGCGGGAGUUGGAUCUGGGGUCCGGAAGGCGAGUUGAAAGGUCGUAUAAAUUCUUGAAUGUUUUAGAGUUUAACAGUGCAAGAAAGCGAAUGUCUGUGAUAGUGAGAGAUGAGGAUGGAAAGCUAUUAUUACUUUCCAAAGGUGCUGACAGUGUCAUGUUUGAAAGGCUUGCUCUAAAUGGUAAGGAGUUUGAAGAGAAGACAAGGGAGCAUGUGAAUGAGUAUGCAGAUGCAGGCUUGAGGACUCUGUUACUUGCCUACCGGGAACUUGAUGAAGAAGAAUACAAAGACUUCAAUCGGAAGUUCACUGAGGCAAAGAAUUCAGUAAGUGCAGAUCGGGAAGCAAUGCUUGAGGAAUUGUCAGAGAGGAUGGAGAGGAAUCUAAUUCUUCUCGGUGCAACUGCUGUUGAAGACAAACUUCAAGAAGGGGUUCCUGAAUGCAUUGACAAGCUUGCCCAAGCUGGAAUUAAGAUCUGGGUUUUGACUGGAGAUAAAUUGGAGACCGCCAUCAACAUUGGUUAUGCUUGCAGUUUGCUUAGACAAGGAAUGAAGCAAAUUUUAAUCGGUUUGGAGAGUCCAGAGAUUCAAGCAUUGGAAAAAGCAGGGGACAAGAACGCCAUUACCAAGGCAUCAAGGGAAAGUGUUUUACGCCAAAUAAAUGAUGGGAAGGCUCAGAUAAGUGGAUCAGGAGGUUAUGAUGCAUAUGCAUUGAUAAUUGAUGGGAAAUCACUUACUUAUGCUUUGGAGGAUGACAUAAAGAAACUGUUUCUAGAGCUUGCUAUCGGUUGUGCAUCUGUAAUUUGCUGCCGAUCAUCACCUAAACAGAAGGCACUGGUCACUAAACUAGUGAAAGAAGGAACUGGAAAAACAACAUUGGGAAUUGGUGAUGGUGCCAAUGAUGUGGGUAUGCUUCAAGAAGCAGAUAUUGGAAUAGGAAUCAGUGGUGUUGAAGGAAUGCAGGCUGUUAUGUCGAGUGAUGUAGCAAUUGCUCAGUUUCGGUAUUUGGAGCGUUUGCUUCUCUUGCAUGGACAUUGGUGUUAUAGGAGGAUCUCAACAAUGAUAUGCUACUUCUUCUACAAAAAUAUCACAUUUGGCUUCACUCUUUUCUUAUACGAGGCAUUUGCAUCAUUCUCUGGGCAACCUGCAUACAAUGAUUGGUUUAUGUCCUUGUAUAGUGUCUUCUUCAGUUCGUUUCCUGUAGUUGCUUUGGGUGCUCUUGACCAGGAUGUACCUGCAGAAUCUACCUUUAAGUUUCCUCAGUUGUACCAACAAGGGGUGCAAAAUGUACUCUUCAGCUGGCGCAGAAUACUCAGUUGGAUGUUCAAUGGGAUCUAUAGUGCAAUUAUCAUUUUCUUCUUCUGCAUGAGAGCAUUGGAGCAUCAAGCCUUCAACGAAGAUGGAAAAACUGUUGGGAGGGACGUCUUAGGGGCAACCAUGUACACAUGCGUCGUGUGGGCUGUGAACUUGCAAAUGGCACUCCUUGUUAACUAUUUCACUGUGGCACAGCAUGUCUUAGUCUGGGGUUCUAUUGCUUUGUGGUACAUAUUUCUAAUGAUCUAUGGUGCCGUAAGUCCCAUAGGUUCUGGCAAUGCUUACAUGCUCUUCGUAGAAGCCCUUGCCCCAGCAGCCUCGUUCUGGCUUGUCACUAUAUUUGUCGUGAUCGCCACCCUCGUCCCAUAUUUCACCUUUUCAGCCAUUCAGAUGCAGUUCUUUCCCAUGUACCAUCAGAUGAUACAAUGGAUGAAUCGCGAAGGACAAUCAGAUGACCCCGAGUUUUGUGAAAUGGUGCGCCAGAGAUCAGUGAGACCAACUUCGGUGGGUUUCACAGCACGUAAAGCAUCGACUAGACGCUCAUAGAGCCCGAGUCAGAAUCACAUGGAAAUCUCAGCUAAUCAUUCUUGGAUGUCAUCUGUUAACAGUUUUCUGUUUUGGUUGGUUAUCUACUCAAAAGCUGACCUCUCCCUGCACGAUCUAUCUACACUCAAGUCCUGAAGCCUUCUAUUGACAGGAAGGUAUUCUCCAUGAAUUUGAAUAGAUGACUCUUAUGGAAGCGUUAUACCGCUUAUCCUAGGCCAAAAGGAUGUGAAUUUUGUUUUUAUUUUUAUUUUUCCCUUCACCAUACUUGUAAUUUUAUUUUUAUUUUUAAAAUUUGUUGUCGUGCAUCUUAUAUUAUUUGUAAAAUGUUACUUAGUACAGAAGUGAGAAAAAUGCAUUAUUCUA